CUCGUGAUUCUUGUAUUUGUAGUGCUGGAUUCCCAAAAUGAGCAUUCGUGGACAGGAUCAGGUGGAGAAGAAAUACGACCCUCUAGACACCACCCUGAAGUUUGUCAACAGAGAGGAUGACUUGGAUUCAUCAUGUGAUGACUCUCUCAGAGCAGAGAUGUCCUGCGGCCACGCUGUCACUCCUGAAUCUCUCACACGUUGGUGUCGCUCCCUACUGGAUGAGGGGAAUUACAAAUUCAGAUGUCCGGCUUUAGUGGAGGGAACCAAGCAGUGUAAUAAAGAGUGGUCGUACCAGGAGGUGCGCAGACUGGCUGAUCUGACUGUGGAGGAAAUGCAGCACUUUGAAGAGAACAUGGCCCGUCUGGCUCUUGCAGACCACUGCGAGGUUCAGCCAUGUCCUCAGUGUAAAACAGAUGUAGAGAGGAAGGAUCUGUCCAACCUGUGUGUCCAGUGUGUCGUAUGCACAGCUGAUCAGAAGAAGAAAUACCAGUUCUGCUGGCAGUGUCUGAAACCAUGGAAGGGUUCAGGCCUUCGAUCUGACCGCUGUGACAACGACGGCUGUGAGAACAAGGACCUGCAACUCAUGCAGACAUGCAAAACCAUCAGUCUGCCUGAGGUGGAAGGCGUCACCAGCUGCCCCGCCAUCAGACUCUGUCCUACAUGUGGCAUGAGGGUGGAGCAUACCACAGAAUACUGCAAAAAUAUCAACUGUCCUCGCUGCAAGAUGGAGUUCUGUUUUGUCUGCCUGAAACUGAAGCGUGAAUGUUCACAGACCAGUUCACCAUAUGAAAUCUGCCCCAGUGGGGUCGCUCCAAGGCAGACCUCCAUCCCUGUGUGGAGCAAAACUUAAAACCAUAACACAUGAACAAUUUAAGAGAAUAUUUAUAUUUUCCUUCAAGGUUUUAACAAUUGUUGAUAUAAAAAAAAUGUAUGUUGCCUAUCUCAGCUCCAAAAGACACUUUGAGCUUUAUUUUGUCAGCCUUUGUUUCUUUGCCUCCUACUGGCUGAACUUUAAAUUGCACAACAAGAGACUUAUUGUUCUGUUAAAAUCAGUAACUGUGCAGAGAGAUCAUUAUACAUACAUCUUUUACUCAAACAUGUCUGUGAAUAUGAAAUAUGAAUAAACUUUAUCAGCACUCAGUUUAUUACAAAUGAAAUCUUAGCAUCAAGCGUCAGCUCUUCUUGUGUGACAAAAUGUUGGCCUGUAGUUUAAGCACAAUGUG
Molecule: messenger RNA, 1223 nt
Organism: Pundamilia nyererei
Lineage: Eukaryota; Metazoa; Chordata; Actinopteri; Cichliformes; Cichlidae
Exons: 5
Coding region: 38-850 (270 amino acids)
Source: RefSeq, a predicted model, not a curated record